GUGUUCAAAAUCAACGCGGUAAUGCAAGUGGUAAUGGCGGAGAAUUUGCAGCAGCUAUUCUCGCUUUGCCCAUGCGGCAUUCCCUGCAUAUGCUUGUUUUAUGGACGAUUCACAUCAACAACCUCUCGACUGGCAUUCACCUGCUCCUUCCCUUUUCUACAUCAUGAUAAAGAAAGCUUCUCUUUGCAGGCAGGGGCACCCGUGAGGUGUCAAGGAUCGGUUAUGGUCUCCGGCUUUAUGACCUCGAUUCCUCUGAACCCACAGAUCUCCUCACAUUUGAGCAUACUCUUUCAAAACAUGGAUAUUGCCCAACCUGACGACGAAGAGAACCAAAACCAUACAACUCCACAUUUCACAUGGCGCGCCGUCCUAGCUGGACUCAUAAUUGGUUUUUUCAUCAAUCUUUCCAACACUUAUUAUGGCCUGCGAAUCGGUGCCGCCAGCCAGAUGUCGAUCGUUUCGGCGCUCCUCGGUUUCGUCACUUUUCAAUUCCUACAGCGUUAUCUUCGAAUUUCUCUUAACCCCUCAGAAAAUUCCCUGCUUCUCAGUGUCUCCACAUCCGUAGGGUGCAUGCCCGUCGCAGCUGGCUUCAUCAACGUCAUUCCGGCGCUAGAGUUUCUGCUCAGCUCAGAAGAGAAGGGACCACUUCUACUAAGCGCCAAAAGUCUCAUUGUGUGGUCUACUGGGCUUUGCUUCUUUGGUCUCCUAUUUGCUGCCGUAUUUCGCAACCAUUUUGUCGUGCAAGAAAAAUUGCCGUGGCCUGGGGCAAAACGUGCAGCCAAUCUCAUCAACUCACUUUAUCACCAGAAUCCGCAGCCGAGCAUGGGCCACCAGAGCGCCAGAGAUGAGGCAAAUAGACAGCCCGACAACGAAGAAGACACAGAUCACAGCAGUUUUGUUAGAGGGGAGCAAGCACUUCUCACUCCCCAACCCACUAUCGAUGGGUUUCGGUGGGAUCGUGGCAUGCAAAGCCUCUUCCGAGGAACUCUCCUUUCCUGGGGCCUUGGUAUGAUUGUUUACUUUGUUCCAGUCUUGCGCGAGAUCCCAGUCUUUGGGCGCACUGCGUCCAAGAACUGGUUGUGGUCUGUUGAUCUCUCUCCGGGAUUCUUUGGCCAGGGCAUGAUGACAGGUCCUACCGUUCCGCUACAUACGAUGAUGGGUGCCGUUGCUGGCUGGGGAACUUUGUCACCGUAUGCAAAGAAACAAGGUUGGGCCCCGGGCAAUGUUGAUGACUGGGAAAACGGAGCAAGGGGCUGGAUAAUCUGGGUCGCUCUGGCCUCGCUACUUGCUGACGCAUUCGUCAAACUCGGGUGGUUUACCUGGCGGGAAGUUGUCCUUUUUAGCGACGACACAGCAAUUAUGUACGGAGAAAACGAAGAUGAGAUCAACACCGGCCAUGAUUACCCAUCAUCGAUGAUCGGAAGAAGACGGUUGAUCUUCUACUUCUUGGUGUCGGCUAUAAUCUGUGCAGCAAGUGUGCAUGUUACUUUUGGCUCUGUCGUGCCAUGGUACUACACUGGUUUGGCUCUCACUUUGGCCCUUCCUACAGCGGUAGUCGGGAUCAGGUCUAUCGCAGAAACUGACCACAACCCCGAAUGCGCUUUAGGUAUGUUCUUCAAUGAGCACGUUUUGGCGAAGUGCUUAUACCUACUAGUAUCACACCUUGUAUUUGGGACAUUUCUAUCCUCUUCGAAUCCUAACGCAAUCCUCAUCGACCUCUUCUCUGCAGCAGUCUCACAGGCUGGUGCAAGCCAGUCAGGAGACAUCUCCCAUAACUUCAGGAUUGGACAGCUUGUUGGAUCAAGCCCAAAAGUUCAGCUUCAUGGACACAUAAUUGGGUCAAUUCUUGGCGCGCUCGUCUCGUGUGGUGCCUACAGACUGUACGUGUCGCAACAUUCGAUUCCAGGGCCCCUAUUCAGAAUCCCUGCUGCAUUUCUAUUCAUAAACACGGCAAGAGUGGCGAUAGGCCAUGGUCUUCCAGAAGGUGUCGCCCCAUUCGCAAUAGGGGCAGCACUGUUCUCUGGCAUGAGCACCAUCGUCAAGAUGAGAUAUGCAAAUCGGUGGUGGCAGACGUUUAUUCCCACGGGUGUUUCCUUUGCAAUCGGGAUUUACAACACGCCAUCCUUCACGAUCACCCGCAUAGUGGGGGCUGUGUUCUACUGGGCAUGUGCAAAUUUCGGGCGUGAAAAGGGAAGGAAGAACAAUGAUUUGCUCGUGCUCGCCAGUGGGCUUGUUUUGGGCGAGUCCGUCGCGAGCCUCACAGGUCUUGUUUCUACGAUGAUGUUUAAAAGGUUUGGUGGGCACUAA
This is a messenger RNA of Podospora anserina S mat+, 2307 nucleotides long. RefSeq lists its product as uncharacterized. The transcript has 2 exons. Gene Ontology annotation, cellular component: fungal-type vacuole membrane. The record is from RefSeq and is a predicted model, not a curated record. Gene Ontology annotation, molecular function: oligopeptide transmembrane transporter activity. The annotation marks the transcript as partial. Lineage: Eukaryota; Fungi; Ascomycota; Sordariomycetes; Sordariales; Podosporaceae.